Molecule: messenger RNA, 5536 nt
Organism: Ochotona princeps (American pika)
Lineage: Eukaryota; Metazoa; Chordata; Mammalia; Lagomorpha; Ochotonidae
Gene: CACNB4
Product: calcium voltage-gated channel auxiliary subunit beta 4
Exons: 14
Coding region: 244-1806 (520 amino acids)
Biological process (GO): chemical synaptic transmission; neuromuscular junction development; calcium ion transmembrane transport
Cellular component (GO): voltage-gated calcium channel complex
Molecular function (GO): high voltage-gated calcium channel activity; protein binding
Source: RefSeq, a predicted model, not a curated record
CUGGUCGGUUAGGAGUAGAGGAGAAGCUGAGAAGCCCCCUCCCAGAGCCCCGGCAGUCGGCCCCUUUAAGGUGCCGCGCUCUACGAAGUGCGGGCGGGGAGCCCGGGAGCCGGCGCGGGGCCAGGCAGCCGGGUGGGGAAGUCCUGCCGUCCUCCUCCCCACACUGCGCCCGCAGCCAGGCUUGCGGGGCCCGUGCGCCCUCCGUCCUACGCGCACGGGCGGACCAUGCGGUGGCUCUGAGCCAUGUCCUCCUCCUCCUACGCCAAGAACGGGCCGGCGGACGGGCCGCCCUCCCCCGCCUCGCAGGUGGCCCGAGGCACCACAACCCGGAGGAGCAGGUUGAAAAGAUCCGAUGGCAGCACCACUUCGACUAGCUUCAUCCUCAGACAGGGUUCAGCAGAUUCCUACACGAGCAGGCCGUCUGACUCCGAUGUCUCUUUGGAAGAGGACCGGGAAGCGAUUCGGCAGGAAAGAGAGCAGCAAGCAGCUAUCCAGCUUGAGAGAGCAAAGUCCAAGCCUGUGGCAUUUGCUGUGAAGACGAAUGUGAGCUAUUGUGGCGCCCUGGACGAGGAUGUGCCUGUUCCAAGCACGGCCAUUUCUUUCGAUGCCAAGGACUUUCUCCAUAUUAAAGAGAAAUACAACAAUGAUUGGUGGAUAGGAAGGCUGGUGAAGGAGGGCUGUGAGAUCGGCUUCAUCCCAAGUCCGCUCAGGUUGGAGAAUAUACGGAUUCAGCAAGAGCAAAAACGAGGCCGUUUCCACGGAGGGAAAUCAAGUGGAAAUUCUUCCUCAAGCCUGGGAGAAAUGGUAUCAGGGACAUUCCGAGCAACUCCCACAUCAACAGCAAAACAGAAGCAAAAAGUGACGGAGCACAUUCCUCCUUAUGAUGUCGUGCCAUCAAUGCGCCCUGUGGUGUUAGUGGGGCCAUCUCUGAAAGGUUAUGAGGUAACAGACAUGAUGCAGAAAGCCCUCUUUGAUUUCCUGAAACACAGGUUUGAUGGGAGGAUAUCAAUAACGAGAGUGACAGCUGACAUUUCUCUUGCUAAGAGAUCUGUGCUAAAUAAUCCCAGCAAGAGAGCAAUAAUUGAACGUUCGAACACCCGGUCCAGCUUAGCGGAAGUACAAAGUGAAAUUGAAAGAAUCUUUGAGCUGGCAAGAUCUUUGCAACUGGUUGUACUUGAUGCAGACACAAUCAAUCACCCAGCACAACUUAUCAAGACUUCUUUAGCACCAAUUAUUGUUCAUGUAAAAGUCUCAUCACCAAAGGUUUUACAGAGGUUGAUUAAGUCUAGAGGAAAGUCCCAAAGUAAACACUUGAACGUUCAACUGGUGGCAGCUGAUAAACUUGCACAAUGCCCCCCUGAGAUGUUUGAUGUUAUAUUGGAUGAGAAUCAGCUAGAGGAUGCGUGUGAACACCUGGGAGAGUAUCUCGAGGCGUACUGGCGUGCCACACACACAACCAGCAGCACCCCCAUGACCCCUCUGCUGGGGAGGAAUUUGGGCUCCACAGCAUUGUCACCAUAUCCCACUGCAAUUUCUGGAUUACAGAGUCAGCGAAUGAGACACAGCAACCAUUCUACAGAGAACUCCCCAGUUGAAAGAAGAAGUCUAAUGACCUCUGAUGAAAACUAUCACAAUGAACGGGCUCGGAAGAGUAGGAACCGCUUGUCUUCCAGUUCCCAGCAUAGCCGAGAUCAUUACCCUCUUGUGGAAGAAGAUUACCCUGACUCCUACCAGGACAGUUACAAACCCCAUAGGAACCGAGGAUCACCAGGGGGAUAUAGCCAUGACUCUCGCCACAGGCUCUGAGUCUGCCAAAACAAAAACACACUCAUCUGUUGACAGUUUGCCAUAGCACUGCUAGAAUAACCCAGUCAUCUUAACUUGGCAAGCCAGCACAACUACCAUGCUUACAGGUUGUUGUAAUUUGAUGAGGCAAAAAAAGGGGGGCAAAAAAAAGUAUAUUAUGCCCUUGUUGCUAGAUGGAUAUUAGAUGCCCAGUCAUAUAGAUAUUUUCAAGUGCAACAUUUACAGGAUAGCAGUACCUUUUGUUUUCUUCAUAAAUUUAGACACAUCAAUUUGUAAUUUAGGGUACUUAUCAAGGCACAUAUAAAAUAAUAAUUUCCCAUGCUGGAAAUUCCAAAUGACCAGUUCCAGUUGGAACCAAUUUAUAAACCAAUUCCUGUUGGAAUUUGGGUGAAUUGACUAGAAAGUCUACUUGAGCAUGUUGCAAUCAGUUGAAAAAUCUAAAAAAAAAAAAAAAAAAAAAAACCAAACCCACAAUCAUCAAGAAAAUCAAAGUACCAAUAGAAGUCAAAACCAGCUAUGAUAUUUAUUUGCUGGAAGCUAAAUUAUACUUAAAUUUGGAAUGUAUAAACAUUUUAACACAUGUUAAUAUUGCUGGAUGACUUUUCAGAUUUACCAAAUAUAUUGAUAGUGCCAAAAAAAUUUCAGAAAUCUUAAUGCAGAAAUUUUAUUAUAGUCUCCUCAGAUUUUACUAUUUUUAUUUCUUUCCUGGCACAGCUGUUGUUUUCAGAGCAUUUUGCUUUUUUUGCUGUUGUUGUUUUGUUUAGUUAGUACUGUUAGCAUGUUUGAAAAAAAUUAAAAGUGUAUUCAGAAUUAAGUGAGAGAGAAAGUUCAAGGAAAGCCCAAUCAUUGCUGUCUGUAUUGAAUGGAAAAUGGGGUGGUAUUUCCCCUUCUAAUCUAUCUGAACAUAACUACAUACGUUCAGGAAUGUGCAGGAAUCUGGUCCAGGUCCUUCUUGAACACAAUGCUGAGCAUCUCCAGUUGGGGAUUUAUCUGUCCUGCCUGAUGCAAACAUGGGGUCAGUGUUUCCUGCCAACACAAUUGAGUAUGUUUUCAUUGCUUCAUGCAGUGUCUGUCUUUGAAUAUCUGAAUGUGCUAGAUCUUCACCAAAUUCUUAAAUCAUGUCAAGGAUUUCUUGACAUGGAUGUAUUCAACUUUGAUGUUGAAAGCUGGUUUUUUCACAAAACAACCAAUUGAAAGAAGUAAAAACAAGUGGUCAGUUUAAAAGCUUCCAUUCAAAAGUAAACUGGCAGAUUCAAGAUAUAUUUUUUCAAUAAAAUCACAGCAAUCUUAAUGCAAGGAUUAUAAAAAAGAAUUUGGAGGUUGAACUGCCUUAUUUCUAAUGAACAUUAGAGCCCCUUACUAAGUUUUCAGUUUAAUUUCCCCCCAGUGGCUGUAAUUAUAAAAUGGUGACCUGUGUCUCACAAAGGAAGCCUUAGAUUCCCUGUGAUUUAAGAAACUAUUGAAAAUGACUUUUUAUAUAAUAUAUGCUAGUCUUUACAUAAUGCAGUUUCUAAAACCCCAAGAAGACCCAUCAUAAAGUUGUUUUUUAUUAGUCCAUAUUUUAGAGCCUACUUUGAAAGCAAAAACUAAUUUUUAUCACUUAACCAUUUCAAUACCUACUUUCUCACAGCAUGAACAAGUUAGUAAUUGUUCUGAUCAUGAACAUACAGUCCAUGUUCUUGAUUAGUUAUCUGUAUCUUGAACCUCUUCGUAGCCUCACUACGUGCCCUUUCUGUAUUCACCCUGAGUACUGCACAUGAACCUGUUUAGCUAAUUAUGAGGAUGCCUAUAAUUCUGUCAGUCAUCUCAAACAUUUGAUACAAUUACAAAACAUGGGCUUGGUAAAUUUUGCAAGUUAACAUGUGAGAACUGGCUUAUGAGGUUCUUUUGUCACCUAGUGAAGCUGACAGAACUUUCAGUUUAAGACUUAAAAGAGCCGUAUCCAUUAGGCACCUUAAUAAACACAUAACCUGCCAUUACUGAAUACUUUGUUAGAACACAGAAAAGCAUUUUCCAGCAAACAAAAAUAUAUUUAUUACAUGUACAGCACAUAUUUGCAUGAGAAAGAAAACAUUAGCCAAAACAUUUUUCUAUAUGCUUUACUGGUUUCUUGUUUGUGCGCACUAAAGUAUUUAAUUGCAAAAAGUACACCAAGGUGUAUCAAUGUAGACUAGGCAGCUGUUCAGCUUUUUCUGUAGUGGCAUUAGCAAUUUGGUCAUUUAAAUACUUUAUGAUAUAUACAUUUUAUGGCAGGUAGGUAUGACAGAAUUUACAUAUAUUUCCUAGGUAACAAGAUUAUCAUCUUAUUUCAACUGUUUUAAAUCAAGUCACUUAUUUUGAAAGGCCUCCCAAAGCCUUGUUUGUACUCUUCCAUGUCAUGCUGGUAAAGACAGAGGCCCAUUCAAUAUCUGUGCACAAAACUAACCUAUCAUUUACCAUCAAGUGUCCAUUCUUAUUUUGCUUUGGUUUUUUACUCAAAAGUUAACAAUCUUGGAAGGGGUAUAAGAUAUAGUUUCUUAAUGAAUAUGUUUAAAAUUUUACUUUGAUUUGUUAUAUUCUUUCACCUUCAUUCUCUAGUAAGUUUAUCCUCUCCAAAUGAAUAAGAAAUACCCAUCUUUCCACUUUUUUUUAAACCUUAGAGUUUAUUGUGUAAAUUAUACUAAAAUCCAGAUAUAUACUAAAUGGAAAGCUUUAUUUUUGCCACACAUACUGAGUAUCUUCAGAAAGUACACAUUCCACAAAUAUUUUCUUGCGAUAUUAUUUAAAUAUAGCAAAUGAUUAUGAGCCAGAGAAACAAGUCACAAAAUGUUUUGAGGCUGUUUUAGCUUGUAGUAUAAACUACAUAGAAUUCUGUCAUCCUGAGCAACAUUUAAUAAUGUAGACUCAUGUGCCAAUGUUAAAAUGUAGUGCUGGAAAAAAGGAGGAGAGCAAUUUGUCAAUCCUGAUGUCACCUCUCAAGGCUAUCAUGUGAGAAAGCGUGACUCCAAUGUUAUAAUAAACAAUAUAUAUUGUUUUAUGUCAAUAUUUCAAGCAACUCUUAGAAGUGCUUCUGAGUGACUCAUGAUUCACUUAUCUGUAUACAGUUCUGUUGGAAAGAAGGUUAAACUUGUUAACAGUUUAGACUGAUGUUUCUCAAUAAGUCUUAAUUUUGUGCAAGUCAUUGCAUUCGUCCUUAAUGAAAUGAAUCUUGAAAAAAGGUGAAACAAAUUCUGAGGCAAUUAUUGUUCCCUUAAUUUGUUGUUUAUUAUUGUUGUUUGCAAAAUGUAUUUUUGAAAUGUUAACAUUGAUACCUGCAUACUUGAACUUGUCUUUUGUGUGGGGGCCUUAAAAUUCAAAUAGGAAGUGGGGGCAAUGAAAGAGAGUAAACUAAGGAAAUUAGGCCAGAAGAUGGUUUUUAUGUUUGACUCUUUAGAUGAACAUAUCACAAAAUGUUGUUGAGGCCCAGGGUGUCAGUUAAGAAUGUUUCUAGGCAAUCUUAAUUUGCAUGUUAGCACAUUCUCUCCAUUAUACAAUAUUAUUUUCAUAUUUGCUAAAACAGUGUAAUACUAUAUGAGUUACCCUAUAUAUAACUAUUUAUACUACCUCUUCUACAGAGAAGACAACUUGUCUUUAAAGGGAAAACUCUUUGUCAACAAAUAGUAAUAAAAUUUAUGCUGUUCCUGUUGACCUUGCUGCAAAGCUGAUUGAAUCAAGUGUCCAGAUACGCUUUUCCUUUAGGUUUUAAUCACUU